AACACGAAAUUGGUAGAGUAGAGUCAUGCCUGUCACUGCUCAUCGACCCGCGCAGUCCACGUGUCCUGUCGCAAGAACGCUGGUGCAAGCGCAGCUCCCAUUUGCCCCAGACAGCAAGCCACGGGCUCAGCUCAAGAUUAUGAGACCUAGCAUAGCGUUCACUGCAGGGUGUGAGUGAAUGCCAGCACGUAAGGGGCUACCCCGGCACGGGGUGAGGCUUAUGGCUUGAGUGUGUCCCUCGUGCCAAGUAUUUAUUCCAUAGGCGGCCAGACAUACCGGCAACACUCUGACCUUUCGCAUCGACAUUUUCCAACCACAACAGCAACGCAAGCAAAUCAAGAAGCACAGGUCGCGCCUCUUCAAACCGCUGUGUUCCGAAGUUGUCGUCACACAAUAUCACUGUGUCGAUGCUGGCAGUACUCCAUUUUGUCGAGUACCACUGCCGCACACCAUGACCACGAACGACGACGACGGUCUAGAGCAAGAUCCUCCAACCAAGUUUGAGGACGGCGUAUUCAAUGGCGAGUCUGAUUCAACCGCCGGUAGCUCUGAUCCCCAACAAAUCGCCACUCUUCCGUCAAGCCAGUCUAAUCUCUCUUCAGAGGCGCAAAAGCUCGUUGAUCUACAGGCUGAGGUUCGUUCUGUGAUCGAACCGUUCAGAAAGCCCGACAAGAAGCCGCCUUUUUCGCUAGCUGAGAUCGUCGUCAUAUGCCUCGUCAUCAUGGGAGAGCUGAGCAAGGAAGCCAUCCACUUCUGGAUGGUGACCAAGUUUCGCUACUAUGCGCAAAAAGCCCUGGCGUUCCACACCAAACUCGGUGGGGCAUCUGUCGGCUGGGGACCAACAGAGGAGAUCUCUGUCGAGUUUGAGAAGAUCUUCUCCGAACUUGAUCUGCCGAUUCAUCGCAAGAUAGAUGGCAAGAAGCUUCCUGAGGGCGACCCUGUCAAGUUCCCGACGUCCGAUGGUAGCAAGUGGGCAUUGAACUCGCUCAGUGCGGCGCGUGGCUACCUGCAUCGCUUCCUUCGCGCAUCUUCUAGCCAACACUUCCGUCUUAUGGACCUGCCGACCGAGCUGCGAUUGCGUAUUUACGAAAUGGCACUGCUCCUGCCCAGAUCUGGCGUCAAUGUCAACACGGGGCCUUACGUGGAGCCGACAUUCUCUACUUUCUCCAAGGACUAUGAGAAGCCCUUUCCGGGUCUUUCCAGAUGGCCUGGUCGCAUCACGGUGUGGCAGUUGCCACGAGUCUCUAUUCGAUGUUCACCUCCAGCGCUCCACUUGGCAUUGCUCCAAGUCAGCAAGCAGAUCUACCAAGAGGCCAUGCCAGUGUUCUACGGAGAUAACCUGUUCGUAUCUGAGAACAUCGGACGCCUGCGUGAUUUCCUCAAGAGAACGCCAGAAGCCCGUCGAAUGCACAUCCGUUACCUCGCAUUUUCAAUCGAAGUAGGAUUCAAAGCCGAGCUUUCCAAAGUCGCCAAAAUGGUCGCUGCACUGCCUUACCUCAAGGAACUCGAUAUCUGGAUUGAUGAAGAACACUUCAAGAGCGUACAGGUUUCUACAGCUGGCCUCCCUGGAUUCAGAAUAUCGGGCUUCACUGCCUUGCGUUCGAUCCCUAGCCUCAUAGACAUCCGGCUCCACGGCAACUGCCCAACCAUUCAGGAGGCUCUCGAGAAGCUGAAGGAGGAGGCGAAGGCGAAGGCAAAGGCAAAGGAGAAGGCGGAGAAGGAGAAGGCGAACAAGAAGUUGAGGGCUCCCCGCAAGCGCAAAGCCAUCGCUCCAACUGAGGAGAAGGAAAAGGCUCCCCGCAAGCGCAAAGCAAUCGCUUCAGCUGAAUCACAGGUCGUGGAGCCAGGAAUGUCUCUUCAGAGCGGAUUUGCGAGUGGGCUUGUGUCUGCUGAGGGUGGUCCUAGGCGUUUGGCCGUACCCAUGUCUCUUGAGGGUGAUCCUUGGGGUCUGGACGAGCUCGUACCUGUUCAGGGUGGCUCUAUGGGUCUGGGCGGAAUCGCAGCUGUUCAGGGUGACAAUGAGUGGCUGAGCGGAAUCGUCCCUGUUCAGGGUGGCCCCAUGGGUCUGGGCGGAACUGUAUCUGUUCAGGGUGCUCCUAGGGGUCUGAACGGAAUCCUACCUGUUCAGGGUGGCACUAUGGGUCCGGGCGAGAUCGUCCCUGUUCAGGGUGGCUCUAUGGGUCUGGGCAGCAUCCUACCUGUUCAGGGUGGCUCUAUGGGUCUGGGCACGAACGUACCUGUUCAGGGCGGUCCAAUGGGUCUGGGGGGAAUCGUCCCUAUUCAGGGUGACAUCAAGGGGUUAGGUGACUCCAUGCCCGUCAAGCCUGUUCACCAGGGCCCGCUUGGAUACAUGUCCGUUGAGACUCACCUUGGGGUUCUGGAUGAGUUCAUACCUGUCCCAUAUGGUCUCGGAGGUUUGGAUGGACACAUGCCGGCUCAGUAUGACCUUGCGGAGUUGGGCGAUAUGAUACCUGUUGAUGGUCAGGGUGACGGUGAUGGUCAAUGGCCAGUGUAUACUCCGUGGUGGCCGUGAGUUGAGCAGGAGCAUUCAAUGCACAACAGCAAGAAACGCGUUGCGCGUGCUGCUUAGCAGUGAUGGGCCACAAAAAGCACAACCCCACACCUCCCCUGAACGGCGCGAAGACGACAUGAAGCAUAUGAUACCCCCAAGGCGACUCACAGAACGACACAAAAAGCACGAAAAUGAAAUUGUGACCAGCAGGACAGGACCGUUGGCAUUGAAAGGAAAUUGGACAGCACUUGGCAAUUACUUGUUGGCCACGUCUUGCUUGGAAGGAGAUUGGUAGACGACGACGACCAGGCUCAAACGCAGCGCGACGCGCGAAGAGCUUCUGAAAUCGCAAGUGCACAGACAUAAGUCAUGCAUGCAGCGAGGUCCAAAAACGAAUGAAAAUCAGAUUAAAUGCAUCCAAAACCCGUGACAAAGUGCCACGAAUGCUCAUUA
Cercospora beticola is the source of this 2965-nucleotide messenger RNA. RefSeq lists its product as uncharacterized. NCBI's taxonomy places the organism in Eukaryota, Fungi, Ascomycota, Dothideomycetes, Mycosphaerellales, Mycosphaerellaceae. The record is from RefSeq and is a predicted model, not a curated record.